This is a messenger RNA of Oncorhynchus masou masou (cherry salmon), 7342 nucleotides long. Its product is annotated as ribonucleases P/MRP protein subunit POP1-like. Gene Ontology annotation, biological process: tRNA 5'-leader removal. The transcript has 15 exons. The coding region runs from base 160 to 3294 and encodes 1044 amino acids. Lineage: Eukaryota; Metazoa; Chordata; Actinopteri; Salmoniformes; Salmonidae. The record is from RefSeq and is a predicted model, not a curated record. Gene Ontology annotation, cellular component: ribonuclease MRP complex; nucleolar ribonuclease P complex.
AUAUUUUCAGUUACCGUUACAAAUACAUUGUUGUGUGAUGGAAGUGGAUAACUUCAUAACUCGUUGGCGUAGCCUGUUUGUGUCAUGCAAAGUAGUCGCGUGAUGUCUGCUAAGUAGCUAAUUUAGCUAGCUAUUCUGCCGAGGUGGAGAUUGAAUGGCAUGUCUUUCAAAGAGCUAUCAAAGAUGUCUACAGCCAAGCACAGGAUGCGCGAUAAGAAGAUGAGGAACCAGCCGAUCAACGUCACCUAUUCCUCCCAGAGCAGCUCACACUGGAGGAACGGAGGGGACACCCCUACAGGUCGAGGCCAUGAUCUGUCUCCACAUCCAUGGGGCCAGGGGUCCUCCCACUCUGGCCAUGCCCAGGGAGUGGGCUGGGUCCGGGGCCACCAGAGAGAAGGACACGGGGGAUACCAGCAGGCUCUGCCCACACACAUCACUGCCUCAGCGUUUGCCAAGGCCCGGGCUGCAGAGGUGAACGCCAUGUUGAUGGCCGUCACCAAGACAACAGGCAGCUCCCAUGUGUUUGGAGCUCUUCCUAAACACAUGAGGAGAAGAGCCAUGAGUCAUAACACCAAGAGACUCCCCUGCAGGCUGAGAGACAUGGCCAACAACAUGUUGGAGAAGAGUCAGAAGGUGAAGAGGGAACAGUCCAAGAGCAAGAGCCGUAAAGCCCGGCGUCGCCACGGCAACAUGCUCCUGGAAUUCAACCGUCGCCAGCGGAAGAGCCUGUGGCUGGAGACGCACAUCUGGCACGCCAAACGCUUCCACGUGGUCAAGAGAUGGGGCUACUGUCUGGGAGACAGGCCAACCUACAAGUGUUACAGAGCCUGCUACAGAGCCAUGAGCUCCCACUGUCUGCUACAGGACAUGUCGUACUACUGCUGUGUGGAGUUACAGGGGCCAGGGGAACAGCUGUUAGCUGCCCUUUCUAAGCUGACCAGCAAGGAAACUGGGCCUACGUUUGCAGCAGCCAUGUGUGUGUCAGGCAGGAGACAGGGCAGUGUGGUGGUGUACAGAGCAGGACAGUACCCUCUCCAGCCCCUGGGGCCUGUCACAUUCCUCUGGAGACCCACAACGCAGGGCCGGGGGGGCCAGGAGGACCAGGGCUCCCAGGGAUCAACACACAGACAGCUGUGGAUCUGGGCUCACCCCACCAUGAAAACGGACCUCCUCCCAGAGCUGCAGGCUGUCUGUCAGUGUUCUGAGGCUGUCCUUCCACCUGCUCCAGUGGACCUCCCUGUCCCACAGCCAGCCCCAACCCCCACCUUGGCCCCCGGUCCUGGGGCUGGUCCUGAGGCGGUGCAGGCCUCUGGUUCUGGUUCUAAGAGGAAGUGGUCCUCCAGGGAGCCUGAGGCUGCUGGGCCACCAGCCAAGAAGCUCCUGGGAUACAGUACCAUUUCUGCUACCACACCCAUCACCUGGAGGUCCAGUACCACUGGUAUAGUCAUCAGUGACCUCACCAUGGAGAUGGUGCGGUAUCGUCUGAUUGGACCUCUAUCACAUUCCGUUCUGACUGAAACCCUGGCCCCUGCCACACUCUGUGAUGCUGCAGGUAAAUCCAGACCAUCCCCCUUCUGGUGGCCAGAUCACUGCAGAGACAACUGCAACAUGUCUCUUCAUCAACAACAAGCUGGUGUCUUCAACAUGCUCAGAGGUGUGUACUCCACAGCGGAGGUCCCAGCCGGCUCAGUUCUGGGUCUGACGGUGGAUGACCCCAGAUUGACCUUACCAAACAAGAGAAGCAAGGCCGUGACCGACAUCAGGAAGGCACAAGGAGGGAACGAGGAGAGGAGGAGGGAACUGAUGUUGAAGGGGAUCCCUGAAGCCCUCAGCCAGAGUUCCCUGUGGGACCGGUCUGUCCGCGACAACGUCACACACAACAAGAUGACAGACCAGGAAGUAAACAGACUGCGUAAUGAUGUUCUGGUCCCAGGCUCCAGACUCCCCACCCCCCUGCAGGGUAGAGUACCCGUCCUACUGGUGCAGCAGUCUGGGAAGAGCCAGGGCACAGAGAUGGGGUCCUGGGGGGCGGGAUGGGACCUGCUGCUACCCAAGGCCUGGGGCAUGGCCUUCUGGGUCCCUCUGGUUUAUAGAGGAGUACGUAUCGGAGGGCUGAGGAUGAGCCUGAAACACGCCCAGAAUAAAGGAGAGCCUCACUUUCCCCACGACUACCCAGACUGCCCUGCAGGAGCACGCUUCCAGGAAGAGCAGGAGGCUGAGCUGCUGGCCAAGUUCAGGAGGCGCCCACCAGCCAAACGGACCAAUUACAUCAAACAUGGCUGCCUGGCUCCGUUCCGUUGUCCCUGGCAACAGCUGGUCGAGGAGUGGGAGCUGAUCGUGAAGGAGGAAGGAGGAGGAGGAGAGGAAUCAGUCGCAUCAAUGGAACAGGAAGUGACAUCACCACAGAGUAACUUCACAGUCUUGAGGAAUAGGAAGUCUCUAAGGCAGCUGUCCGCUUGGUGUCGCCCCACAUCCUCUAAAUGUCAGAGGGCACGUAACCCGGGAUCAACACCACAACUCAACCGUAACGUUGCAGCGUCUCUCCUCUCGGCACACGGUGGCAGCAGCCUGGUGUGGAUCCGUCUCUCCCUCGUCACCAAGGGCCAACCGGAGCAGCACGCCCUGGUGUGUGUCCCCACCGAAGAGGACCUCCAGCUGGUACGUAAGGAGCCGGGCUGCACAGGGCCCCAGGAGCCUCUACACACUGACCACUUCAAGAGCCGCGUCAAACGGCCACGCAAGAAGGGCCCCAACAAACCUGGAACCUCCUCCUCUUCCUCCGCCAGCCUCACCUCUUCCUCCUCCAGCCUCACCUCCUCCUCUUCCUCCGCCAAGCCUGAAAACAAGCAGUCCGACCCUGCCUCUACCUCAGUCCCCAGUGUCAACCCUGGUCCUGAUCCUAGCUCCUCCUCCAGCCUCACCAACCCCUCUUCCUCCGCCAAGCAGUCUGACCCUGCCUCUACCUCGGUCCCCAGUGUCAACCCUGGUCCUGAUCCUAGCUCCUCCUCCAGCCUCACCAACCCCUCUUCCUCCUGUACCUCAACCCUGACUCUGGGUCUCUGGCCGGAGCCCCUUCCCAGCGUCACCUCCCACUGCUCCAGGGUGACUCUGGGCUGGGUGACCCAGGGGGACUUCUCCCUGUCGGCUGGCUGUGGAGAGGCUCUGGGGCUCCUCAGCCUUACUGGUCUCCUACACACCCUGCUCAGACAGCCUGAUGGCCAGAGAGGACUGGUGCUGCUACGGAACCCCGGGUCACUGCAGUACCGUUUCGCUAAGAUCAACAUAGAGGUCUGAGGAGGACUGCAGGUUCAAUCCCACAUCACAACAGUGCCGCUUCCCUAAGAUCAACAUAGAGGUCUGAGGAGUACUGCAGGUUCAAUCCCACACCGCAACAGUGCCGCUUCCCUAAGAUCAACAUAGAGGUCUGAGGAGGACUGCAGGUUCAAUCCCACAUCACAACAGUGCCACUUCCCUAAGAUCAACAGAGGUCUGAGGAGGACUGCAGGUUCAAUCCCACAUCACAACAGUACCGCUUCCCUAAGAUCAACAUAGAGGUCUGAGGAGGACUGCAGGUUCAAUCCCACAUCACAACAGUGCCGCUUCCCUAAGAUCAACAGAGGUCUGAGGAGGACUGCAGGUUCAAUCCCACAUCACAACAGUGCCGCUUCACUACGUAUAGCCACAGACUGUGUUGUGAGUAAAACACUGUGCCUAGUGUGAGUCCCUUCACCCCAACCCCUGUUAGGGGUACUUAGAUAUUAAAUACCUGGCAUGCACACACAACAUUACCCAUAUUGAAUGACUCAUUGUUUGAGUGGAAGAACUUCUUCUUGAUAAUAAUUCCCUGUAAGGUGUUCUGGGAGUUUUUCAUUUGAAUUGAAAUGACAGUUAUUUUUAGUUCAAUAUUGUUUUCACCGAAGGGACUGCCUUCAGAUUGUCACUGGGUGUGUACUGGCUCUGUAGCGAAGACACCAAUCAUUCUUUGGUUUGCCUGAUUCCCAUUUUUGUGAAAACAUAUCUUUGUUUGGAUUUGAGAGUACGAGUUGAAAUGGUUGACAAUAAAAAUCCCUCUACGCCAGAAUGUUUCCUAUUGUACCGAGACAUUUACGUUAUUCUCCUAUUUGUAUCUAUUGUUGUGGUGAAGUAGGAGCCUGCAGGAAGUAGGAACAGUAAGCGAUAUAUCACUACUAAUAAAACUGAAUUGGCCUUCUGCUCUCAUAAAGAGUUUAAAAUGUGUUUUUAUUACCAAGAUAAAUUGUCUAACAUUGACAGAUGAAUUUUUACUCGUCAAAAUAAAAUGAGUGUUUCUCUUACCGCUAUACCUUCGCUUAAGUCCAUUGUCACUAAAUAUAUGAUUCAAAAUGGAGGUGAGUUGAAGACGUUGGCUCAGCCGUACCUGUCAGUUAAACUGCAUUACGCCACUGCUCUUUGAAAUGCCAUUCAGAAAAUGACGUUUUGAUUUGAAAAAGGGUGAAGCUGUAGUUGUCAUGUUUAAAUGUCUGUAGUGCUGAGGCCAUCCUUCCCGAAGCUGGUCCGUAUUUAUUAGCUUAAACAAAGAACGUCUGACGUUUAAAACACCUCACAUUUAAAUAGUCAUUCUUGUCACGACCAGUAGAGUGCGCUGGUGCACCUCCUUUGCCAGCCAGGAGUUUCUUGGGCGCUCGAGAAACACUUUAAAUAUCACAUUCCAGUUUAUUAACAAAUCAAUGAUUGAAACCAUCUCAUCAGAAAUUCGAUCCAACAGUUGCUUUCGUAUUAACAGAGAAUAUCAGGUGGUUCCUCCAGACAGCCACCUCGUUGAGAAUUACAUAACGUUUUAUUUGUGUCUGUAGUGCAUGUGGGUUCAACCCUGAGAAGUCUCCUCAGUAUCUGUAGCACCAGAUUUCAAUUCCCUGACAAUUGUAACUUUCCCAAAGAUGUCCAGGUUUUUCCCAGAAAUCCUGCUUCUGGCAAGUCUCCUGGAAACAGGAGCGAGGAUUUCUGGAAAAUCUGGGGAAUUUUUUGCUAAUGGAGACAGUGCUCUCACUUUGUCCCGGUAGUCAGUCUGGCAACCCAGGAGAGAGACGUGUAGUGUUGACACAGGUCGUCUCUGUACACAGACAGGUGUGGCUGAUAUUAGGAGUCGUCCUGUGGGCCAGGUUUGUUACACAUGAGUUUAGCUGCCAGAGAUCCGUACGCGUUGCUUUUCGCCUCCGGCUGAACCUUGUCUUUACAUUUUCUCCCUGUAGCAGAGACCAGAGACGACACAUAUAGAUCAUUAGAGAGGUCUACAUUCACCACGUUAUUCUGUUGCUGGGGGUAAUGCACAUUCACCAUGUUAUGCUGCUGCUGGGGAUAAUGCACAUUCACCAUGUUAUUCUGCUGCUGGGGAUAAUGCACAUUCACCACGUUAUUCUGUUGCUGGGGGUAAUGCACAUUCACCAUGUUAUUCUGCUGCUGGGGAUAAUGCACAUUCAUAUUCUACAGCUGGGGGAUAAUGCACAUUCAUGUUCUGCUGCUGGGGGAUAAUGCACAUUCAUGUUAUUCUGCUGCUGGGGAUAAUGCACAUUCACCAUGUUAUUCUGUGUAAUUCCAUGUAACUCUGGUCCUCCAGAACCCCCCAACAGCCCAACCCCGGUCCUCCAGUACCCCCCAACAGCCCAACCCCGGUCCUCCAGAACCAACCAACAGCCCAACUCCGGUCCUCCAGUACCCCCAACAGCCCAACCCUAGUCCUCCAGAACCCCCAACAGCCCAACCCUAGUCCUCCAGAACCCCCAACAGCCCAACUCCGGUCCUCCAGUACCCCCCAACAGCCCAACCCCGGUCCUCCAGUACCCCCCAACAGCCCAACCCCGGUCCUCCAGAACCAACCAACAGCCCAACUCCGGUCCUCCAGUACCCCCAACAGCCCAACCCUAGUCCUCCAGAACCCCCAACAGCCCAACCCUAGUCCUCCAGAACCCCCAACAGCCCAACACCGGCCCCCCAGUACCCCCAACAGCCCAACUCCGGUCCUCCAGUACCCCCCAACCCUCGUCCUCUAGAACCCCCAACAGCCCAACCCCGGUCCUCCAGUACCCCCCAACAGCCCAACCCCGGUCCUCCAGUACCCCCCAACAGCCCAACUCCAGUAUCCCCCCAACCCUCGUCCUCUAGAACCCUCAAACAGCCCAACUCCGGUCCUCCAGAACCCCCAAACAGCCCAACUCCGGUCCCCCAACAGCCCAACUCCGGUCCCCCAACAGCCCAACUCCGGUCCCCCAACAGCCCAACUCCAGUACCCCCCAACAGCCCAACUCCAGUAACCCCCAACCCCGGUCCUCCAGAACCCCCAACAGCCCAACCCUAGUCCCCCAGUACCCCCAACAGCCCAACUCCGGUCCUCCAGUACCCCCCAACCCUCGUCUUCUAGAACCCCCAACCCCAGUCCUCCAGUACCCCCCAACAGCCCAGCCCCGGUCCUCCAGUACCCCCAACAGCCCAACCCCGGUCCUCCAGUACCCCCCAACAGCCCAACCCCGGUCCUCCAGAACCAACCAACAGCCCAACUCCGGUCCUCCAGAACCCCCAACAGCCCAACUCCGGUCCUCCAGUACCCCCAACAGCCCAACUCCGGUCCCCCAGUACCCCCAACAGCCCAACCCUAGUCCUCCAGAACCCCCAACAGCCCAACACCGGCCCCCCAGUACCCCCAACAGCCCAACUCCGGUCCUCCAGUACCCCCCAACCCUCGUCCUCUAGAACCCCCAACAGCCCAACCCCGGUCCUCCAGUACCCCCAACAGCCCAACUCCGGUCCUCCAGUACCCCCCAACAGCCCAACUCCGGUCCUCCAGUACCCCCCAACAGCCCAACUCCGGUCCUCCAGUACCCCCCAACCCUCGUCCUCCAGUACCCCACAACAGCCCAACCCCGGUCCUCCAGUACCCCCCAACAGCCCAACUCCGGUCCUCCAGUACCCCCCAACAGCCCAACUCCGGUUUCGUUGUAACCCUUGCCAAACACUUCAACUAAUUGAGGGCUUGAUGAUUAGUGGACGAGUUGAAUCAGGUGUGCUUGUCCAGGGUUACAAUACACAUGGGUACUGUUGGACCGGGGGAUUUAGUUUCAGGUGUUUCUUCUACCCCUGCUACAUGUGGUUAGCUGGGGCCAAACCAGUAAUACCAUGUUAAAAUAUCACAGAGAAUUACCCGCUUCAAAUGCAACUUGUUUAGGCAAAAAAAAUGUCUUUGUUUCCUUGUAGAAAUCUAGUCUUGGAUAUUAAAUCAAGAUGUUUCAAAUGCUCUCAUCCAUUUCUAUUUGUUGUAGAUGUAUAUAGUUACCUGGUAUUUUCCCCAUGGCUAUAAAGGUUGUGUUUUCAG